This is a messenger RNA of Pseudopipra pipra, 1472 nucleotides long. RefSeq names its product serine/threonine-protein kinase PAK 3-like. Gene Ontology annotation, molecular function: ATP binding; protein serine/threonine kinase activity. The transcript has 11 exons. Bases 69 to 1472 code for a protein of 467 amino acids. NCBI's taxonomy places the organism in Eukaryota, Metazoa, Chordata, Aves, Passeriformes, Pipridae. Gene Ontology annotation, biological process: intracellular signal transduction; regulation of MAPK cascade; regulation of axonogenesis. Gene Ontology annotation, cellular component: cytoplasm. The record is from RefSeq and is a predicted model, not a curated record.
UGUGUUUCCUUUGUCCCAAUCCCAAGGACGUGCCAACCCAGCUGGAGACUCCCAGAAAUCCACCGUCUAUGUUCCGAUCCUUCCUGCAGUCUUACCUGUACGGGAAUGUGAGGCCCCGAUGGCCUUCCAAGCAGCUUCUGCAGACAAAGUGGCUGGAGGGCACAACAGCAGCACCAGAACCUCUGCUGGCUCCCUCUCUUUCUGGACAAGAGGGUAAAGAAGAGGAAGUGGACAAUGAACCCGUGGCUGUUGUUGGAGCCGCAGAGCCUGAAGAAAUUAAAUCAGGCACAACAGCAGCACCAGAACCUCUGCUGGCUCCCUCUCUUUCUGGACAAGAGGGUAAAGAAGAGGAAGUGGACAAUGAACCCGUGGCUGUUGUUGGAGCCGCAGAGCCUGAAGAAAUUAAAUCAGGCACAACAGCAGCACCAGAACCUCUGCUGGCUCCCUCUCUUUCUGGACAAGAGGGUAAAGAAGAGGAAGUGGACAAUGAACCCGUGGCUGUUGUUGGAGCCGCAGAGCCUGAAGAAAUUAAAUCAAUCCUCAAGAGCUCUGCAAUGGCAGGUGUUGCUGCAGCACCACAACCUAAAGAAGUCUCCUUGCCCGACACUGAAAUGCCAAGCACAAGCACUGGCAAAAGAGCCACUGGGAAAAAAUGCACACAGAAAACAAGCACUGGGAAGAAAAGCUCUGCAGAAACCAGCACAGGGAGAAAAAGCUCAGACCAGCCACAACUGAUAUCCUCACUAACAAGUAUUUACCUCGCCGAUCUCAAGGGCAUUGUGAGUGAGGAGAACCCUAUGAAGAAAUACACUUUACAGCAGCAAAUUGGCCAAGGGACUUUUGGAACAGUUUUCCGAGGAGUUGACAUUGCCACAGGAAGACGGGUGGCCAUCAAGAAGAUUUUUGUUCUCGACAGAAAGAACAAAAGGGAGCUUGUUUUAACUGAGGUUGCAGUCCUGAAGAGAAUGAGGCACCCCAAUAUCAUUCGCUACAUAGACAGCUACCUUUUCAAUGAAGAACUCUGGCUGGUGACGGAAUAUGUGGAGGGAUGCACCUUAGGCGAUGUCAUUUCCAUACAAGCUCUUGAGGAAGAGAUGAUAGCCUCUAUCAGUCGGGAGUGCCUGAAUGCCCUGGAUUUCCUUCAUUCAGAUCUAGUGAUCCACAGAGACAUCAAAAGUGACAAUAUUCUUCUCGGAAUGGAUGGAUCUGUCAAACUGAUUGAUUUUGGCUUCUGUGCUUGGCUUAAUCCCUGGGAGAAGAAACGGACAUCUUUCAUUGGGACUCCUUUCUAUAUGGCACCAGAAAUGUUGAGAGGAGACAGAUAUGGUGCCAAAGUGGAUAUCUGGGCCCUUGGGAUCAUGGCACUAGAAAUGGUGGAUGGUCCUACACAGGUAAGGUGCAAAUACUGUCAGAGAGCCCUGCCUUUCUCCCCUGAGCCAUAUCUUUCUCCCACUCACAUCAGCUUGAACUAG